AUGGAAGAACCCGAGGUGGAUAUUAAUACGCUCAUUGAUGAGAUGGAUUAUAUUCCUGGUCACUUUCACCUUGAUAUGAACUUGAAUUUUGAAUCCUCUUCACCUAUGCAUUUUCAAGGGAGAGACUUGAAGCUAAAACGAGAAAGCUUAACUUAUGAAUUAGAAUUUGAAACUGGCACCCAGCAGUUUGCCAUCAGAAGCCUCCUUGGAGUCUUUUCUUUCUACCUGGAGGACGUGGAGCAUGCCAAGGAGAUUUUCCUCCACAUCACUCAGGAGGACCUGGAGAAUCUGAAUGCCUGGGCCAAUCUGGCCUAUGUGUACGACCGGCUAAACAAUGAGCAAGAGGUGGCGAAGUGCACCAAAAGACUCUCCCACCUCAUGGGCUUGGAUUCCGAUGACAAGCCUCCAGGGGAUGCCCAGCUCAGAGCUGCCCGGUGCUUGGCAGAGCAGGGUUAUGCAUAUGCAUUUGAUGUUGGACUGAUGAGUGAAGAAGAGAAGCUGGGGAAACUGACAGCCGGCCUUGCUCUCUAUGGGAAGGCUCUUGCUUAUGGGAAGCAGAUCCCUUUGGAGGAGAAAAGAAGCUGGUACUUCACUAUGGCCACACUGCACAUCAGAUUGGAUGGAAUGUGGCUGAACAAUGGUAAUGAUGAAGAUAAAAGGUUGCCAGCCUUCAACAGGACGUUGGUUUUGCUUCAAGAAGUCCUCAAGUCUUCUAAUUUAAAUUACAGAGCUCUAUCUUGGUGUUAUCUUGGAAUAUUACUUGAAAGGACAGAGACAUUCUCAACUACUCCUGUGGGCAUUCAGGACUGUGGUUACUCUGAGAAGGGGCCCCUUGACUGCUUUGGAAAGGCAAUAGAAAUAGCAAGAGAUAAUCCACCUGUUCUAAACCGUCUGGCAAAAAUCUUCCACUUCCUUGGUAAGCAAGAGAUGGCAAUGGCUGUCUGCAACAUGGCAUUAGAUGCGCUGCCAGACCCAGCACUCAACUGGCAAGCAUACUGUAUGCGUGCUAAGAUGCUAAUUAAACUAUAUUUGCGUGACCUGGAACGUGUAAAGAUGGGCUUGGGAGGAAUGCCAGACCAGAAAAACCUCUCUGAUGCCAAAGCUGAUCUUGAGAGUGUCAUGGAGGUACAUCCAUGCCUGAAGACAUACCUUGACCUCGGCCAGAUCUAUUAUUACAUGGGAGUCGAUGCCAUGCAGGAACUUUUCCUAGUGGAUGAAAAUGCCCUAAAUACUGCCCUUGUGUUCUUUGCCAAAGCUAUGGAAUUGGACCUGGGGAAUGUCCUACCUGAAAUCCAGUUACUGAGGGGAAAAUGUCUACGGAUCAAAAAUGAAGAGCUGAAUGCCCUUAAAUGCUUCAAGCAGGCAAUAGAGUUGGAUGAUGUGGGUUCUGUUUAUACGGAGAGCUUCCGGUGUCUGAUGGAAACACUGCUUAACUUGUUCAGUCAGAAGAGGAUGAACACUGAGAUGCUGAUGCAGGAGGUAGAGCUUUGGGUAAAGAAGGCUGAGGGAAAAUACCCAAAGCAGCGACUGCAGCUGGAGCUUAAGCUGGUGUGCCGUCAUUACACAGCUGAGGUGCUUGAACUGUCGAAAGCCAUGGUAGCCAGAGGGAAGACUGAGCUGGUGAAGCUGCUUUUUGAAACAAUGAAAUGUGACUUUAACAAAGGCAAACUGAAUGAACGCUCACUCUCUUUUUGAACAGCUGGUUUC
Molecule: messenger RNA, 1707 nt
Organism: Gekko japonicus
Lineage: Eukaryota; Metazoa; Chordata; Lepidosauria; Squamata; Gekkonidae
Gene: TTC22
Product: tetratricopeptide repeat domain 22
Exons: 7
Coding region: 1-1695 (564 amino acids)
Molecular function (GO): protein binding
Source: RefSeq, a predicted model, not a curated record